AUGACCUCUUUGUUCCACUUGGAAAAAUCCACCUUUGCAUCAUCGCUCUUAGUGGCCUUAACAUCCACUUCUUCCUCCGAGUCCCAAUCUUCCGGCCCUUCCAACUCUGCUUGCGUCUCACCGAUUUUAUUUGAUGCGGAUAUCCGUUUUUGCUUCAGCUUUUUCGAUUCCUUUCUCAAGGAAGUUUCAUUCAAGCUUCGCGUAAUUUCAGCAAUCCCACGCUUUACCGAGACUCUAGUUGGGGGUUCCUUUUCGGCACGUCCAAAGGACCGAUCUCAAUAUGAAAAACGGCUUUACUCCUGGCUUUCCAUCCAAUGGGUACAAACCUCCCCCAUGACCACUUGGACCUCAAAAAGCUACCAUCCAUUGUAG
This is a messenger RNA of Cylindrotheca closterium, 372 nucleotides long. Lineage: Eukaryota; Bacillariophyta; Bacillariophyceae; Bacillariales; Bacillariaceae. The record is from the annotation of a GenBank genome assembly.